Messenger RNA from Gossypium raimondii (Peruvian cotton), 2176 nucleotides. RefSeq lists its product as uncharacterized. Bases 702 to 2027 code for a protein of 441 amino acids. The record is from RefSeq and is a predicted model, not a curated record. Lineage: Eukaryota; Viridiplantae; Streptophyta; Magnoliopsida; Malvales; Malvaceae. The transcript has 5 exons.
UCGACUCAUCAGUCAGCAGUGGUCUAAGUACAGUCUUUUGUCUUUCCUCGGAAGAACUGACAAUUAUUAUAAUCAUAGAUUAUUAAUUCAGACUAUUUGGAUUUUAAUUUUUUUGCAAAUUCAAAUUGUUUUUAUUAAGUAAAUCCCACUGCUUUGCGCAUUUCUUGUGGAGUAUUUUUAGUGUUUUUAUUUUUUAAAAAUAAAUUAACGGAAAAUGAGCUUUUUCAAAAAGAAAACCCUUAACUCUAGUUGAUUUUUGGUUUCUUUUUUAAGGAUCUUUUGUGUUGGGUGUGACUUUGUGGGAUUUUUCUCUCUUUUUUUUUUUUUUAUAUCUGCAAUGUCGGUUACACAAAAAAAAAUCUCUCUUUCUUUUUAGUAAAUGCUAAAAUAGAAGAGCAAAAAACUUGUGAAUCAUUAUUGUAAAUGCUCUUUCUGGGGUUUUAGUUAAAAAAGAACCCCAUUUUUGAAAGAUCAUUGGGGUUUUUUUUCUUAAUGGGGUUUAAUGGUUGAUUCUAAAAGAAAUGCACUUUCAAGGGCCUUUCUUUUUUGUUUCACUUUCUGCUGAAGUGAUUGUUUUUUUUUGUAGGGGAAAUGGCUGCUUUUUUUACUGUUUUAAAGCUUUUGAUUAUGUAUAAACUACAUUGAAAGCUGUUGUUUCAGUUCAUCUUUAGUGUUUAAGAAAAAAAAAUAUUUUUUAGGAGAUGGAUUUCUUGAAAGUUAAGAAGUUUAGGAAAGCUCAUAAGCCAGACCCUGAAAAGGAUUUGGAGAAUAUCAAUGAUAGUGGUGGUGGUUGUGGCGGCGGCGGCGGCGGUUCUGAUGGUGGUGGUGACAAUGAUGUGAAGAAAUCAUCCAAAGUUGACAAUGGUGUUGAAGUUGAGGAUGAUGAUGAUGAUGAUUUUAUAACCAAUGAAGUGAAAAGGAGAUUAAAAGAACUUAGAAAAAACAGUUUUAUGGUACUGAUUCCUGAGGAGGAAGAAGAAGAGUUGUACACCGAGGAUGACGGAGAGGAGGCUGGUGGUGAGACGUGCUCCAGUGAAUGGAGGGAUGUCGAAGCCGAAGGUCGACAAUGGUGGGGUGGAUUCGAUGCUGUUUACGAGAAGUAUUGCGAGCGUAUGUUGUUCUACGAUAAGAUGAUUGCACAACAGCUCAAGGAAGCUGGCUCCUCAAAUCCUUCAACUCCAUCCCCGAAAUCUGAAAAUAAGAAACUUCGGUCCCCCUUGAGUUGCCUUUUCUUGAAGAAGAUCGAAGAACCUGAUGAAGAAGCCGAGCAACUACAACAGUCUAUUAAUAACCCAUAUCAGGAUCUCGAAACAGCAUAUGUUGCUCAAUUUUGCUUAACAUGGGAGGCGCUUCAUUGCCAAUACUCGCAACUCAGUCAGAUAGUUUUGUGCCAACCUGAGAAUCCCAUCUGUUACAACCACAGUGCUCAGCAACUUCAACAAUUUCAGGUCUUAUUACAAAGGUUUAUCGAAAAUGAACCUUUUCAGGAUGGUCCCAGGUCAGAAAUCUAUGCCCGAGCUCGAAAUAUUUUACCUAAGCUUCUUCAAAUUCCAAACAUUCAAGGUUCAGAUCGGAAGGAAAAGGUGGAAGAAGAAUCGGAUUAUUCGGUCCUUGCCCCGGAUAUCAUCCAGAUUAUUGAGUCCACAAUCUUGGUAUUCCGACUUUUUUUAAAAAUGGACAAUAAAAAACAUGGUAGUUUUCGUAACUUGUUUGGAAACCAGAACCCAAUGGCUACCCCUCUUCAACAAGUUCAAUCUUUAUUAGAGAAGAAAGGUGCAAAGCUGAAGGAGCUGUGUAAGAAACGGAAAGGAUGGAAAAAGAAUACGUGGCCAAUAUCGCACGAGGAUGUUCCGUUGUUGUUUGGGCUUAUUGACAUUAAAAUAAUAUCAAGGGUUCUUCGGAUGGGAAGGAUAAGUAAAGAGGAGUUGUUUUGGUGUGAAGAGAAGAUGAAAAAGCUUCAUUUUUGUGAUGGGAAAUUGGAGAGAGACCCUUCACCCAUACUUUUCCCUGUUUUGAUGAAAGGUUAGGUGUUGUGUAAAGCUAUGUUACUUUUUCCCUUGUUUUGAUGCACAGUUUGCUACUGAUUUUCUCUUGGUUGCAACUCAUUCGACUUUUAUGUUACUCGGAUUUGGAAGUAGAUAUGAUAUGGACUUACGUUAUUUGGAUUUGAGGGUCA